Molecule: messenger RNA, 2587 nt
Organism: Pistacia vera
Lineage: Eukaryota; Viridiplantae; Streptophyta; Magnoliopsida; Sapindales; Anacardiaceae
Product: elongation factor 2-like
Exons: 2
Coding region: 34-2529 (831 amino acids)
Biological process (GO): translational elongation
Cellular component (GO): cytosol; ribonucleoprotein complex
Molecular function (GO): GTPase activity; translation elongation factor activity; GTP binding
Source: RefSeq, a predicted model, not a curated record
GUCAAAUUUACAGCUGAUGAGCUCCGUAGAAUUAUGGACUACAAACACAACAUUCGUAAUAUGUCUGUGAUUGCCCAUGUCGAUCAUGGGAAGUCGACGCUUACCGAUUCUCUUGUGGCUGCUGCUGGUAUUAUUGCACAAGAAGUUGCUGGUGAUGUCCGUAUGACAGAUACUCGCGCUGAUGAGGCUGAGCGUGGCAUCACUAUCAAGUCUACUGGUAUCUCUCUAUAUUAUGCCAUGUCUGAUGAUUCCUUAAAGAGCUAUGGCGGAGAGCGUCAAGGGAAUGAGUACUUGAUCAAUCUUAUUGAUUCCCCGGGGCACGUUGACUUCUCAUCUGAGGUGACAGCGGCACUCCGAAUUACUGAUGGUGCAUUAGUGGUGGUAGAUUGUGUUGAGGGUGUUUGUGUUCAAACCGAAACUGUGCUUAGACAGGCAUUGGGCGAAAGGAUUAGGCCAGUUUUGACUGUCAACAAGAUGGAUAGGUGCUUCCUUGAGCUCCAGGUUGAUGGAGAGGAAGCUUACCAGACAUUCCAGAGAGUUAUUGAGAAUGCUAACGUUAUUAUGGCUACUUAUGAAGAUCCACUGCUUGGCGAUGUUCAGGUUUACCCCGAGAAAGGAACUGUUGCUUUCUCUGCUGGUUUGCAUGGCUGGGCAUUUACUUUGACAAACUUUGCUAGGAUGUAUGCCUCUAAGUUUGGAGUUGAUGAGUCUAAGAUGAUGGAAAGACUCUGGGGUGAGAACUUCUUUGACCCAGCUACUAAAAAGUGGAGCAGCAAGAAUACUGGAUCUCCUUCCUGCAAGCGUGGUUUCGUUCAGUUCUGUUAUGAACCAAUCAAGCAGAUUAUUGGUAUUUGUAUGAAUGACCAGAAAGAUAAGCUAUGGCCAAUGUUGCAAAAGCUUAACAUCGCUUUGAAGUCUGAUGAAAAGGAUUUGAUGGGUAAGGCAUUGAUGAAACGUGUCAUGCAGACUUGGCUCCCAGCAAGUGAUGCCCUUCUGGAAAUGAUGAUCUUCCACCUACCCUCUCCUUCCAAGGCACAAAAAUACCGUGUUGAAAACUUGUAUGAGGGUCCCCUUGAUGAUCAAUAUGCAGCUGCUAUCAGGAACUGUGACCCCGAAGGUCCCCUCAUGCUCUAUGUAUCUAAGAUGAUUCCUGCAUCUGAUAAGGGUAGGUUCUUUGCUUUUGGUCGUGUGUUCUCUGGAAAGGUCUCAACCGGUCAGAAGGUCAGAAUCAUGGGUCCAAACUUUGUACCCGGUGAGAAGAAAGAUUUGUAUGUAAAGAGCGUGCAAAGGACUGUUAUUUGGAUGGGAAAGAAGCAGGAAACUGUUGAGGAUGUGCCUUGUGGUAACACUGUGGCAAUGGUUGGUUUGGAUCAGUACAUAACCAAAAAUGCUACUUUGACAAAUGAGAAGGAAGUUGAUGCCCACCCAAUCCGAGCCAUGAAGUUCUCAGUCUCACCUGUCGUGCGUGUGGCUGUUCAAUGCAAAGUUGCAUCUGAUCUCCCCAAGCUUGUUGAAGGUCUUAAACGUCUGGCCAAGUCAGAUCCUAUGGUUGUCUGUACCAUCGAGGAGUCUGGAGAGCACAUCAUUGCAGGUGCAGGAGAGCUCCACCUUGAGAUCUGUUUGAAGGAUUUGCAGGAAGAUUUCAUGGGUGGUGCUGAGAUUGUGAAGUCAGAUCCAGUUGUGUCUUUCCGUGAGACUGUACUUGAAAAAUCCUGCCGUACUGUCAUGAGCAAGUCCCCAAACAAGCACAACCGUCUUUAUAUGGAAGCCCGACCGUUGGAGGAAGGUCUUCCUGAGGCUAUUGAUGAUGGUCGUAUCGGUCCAAGGGAUGAUCCAAAGUCCCGUUCUAAGAUCCUGGCUGAGGAGUUUGGUUGGGACAAGGAUCUUGCAAAGAAAAUCUGGUGUUUUGGUCCUGAGACCACAGGCCCUAACAUGGUUGUCGAUAUGUGUAAGGGAGUUCAGUACCUGAACGAAAUAAAGGAUUCUGUUGUUGCUGGGUUCCAGUGGGCGUCAAAAGAAGGUGCAUUGGCUGAAGAAAACAUGAGGGGUAUCUGCUUUGAAGUGUGUGAUGUUGUUCUUCACGCUGAUGCCAUUCACAGAGGUGGCGGUCAGGUCAUCCCAACUGCUAGACGUGUCAUUUACGCAUCCCAGCUGACUGCUAAACCCAGGCUUCUUGAGCCUGUCUACUUGGUGGAAAUCCAAGCCCCGGAGCAGGCCCUCGGUGGAAUUUACAGUGUUCUUAACCAGAAACGGGGUCACGUCUUCGAGGAAAUUCAGAGGCCUGGAACCCCUCUUUACAACAUCAGGGCAUACCUUCCUGUCAUCGAGUCCUUCGGAUUCUCAAGCACUUUGAGGGCUGCAACCUCCGGACAGGCCUUCCCACAAUGUGUGUUUGAUCAUUGGGACAUGAUGUCAUCCGAUCCAUUGGAGACGGGAUCGCAGGCAGCACAACUCGUGGUCGAUAUCAGGAAGCGGAAGGGUCUCAAGGAGCAGAUGACACCGCUUUCCGAGUACGAGGACAAGCUGUGAAAGGAGACCUCAUUUCCGAGAGGCUGAGAAUGUGCAGCCUAUAUGGUUUAUUUUUUAC